AUGUUUAAACAUUUCUUUCAUUCUCGUUCAGUUUGCUCACUAAAUAACUUCCAUCAAUCUAAUAUAUCUAGACUAAUACAUUUCAAUUCAUUACAUACGAUAUCUAGAUUAACCCCACGCUCAUCGAAAUUACUGAUAAUACGACCAAUCAUUGGCAAAGCCCAAUUAUCUUUGUCAUCGUCAAUAACAACAACGAAAAGUAGAACAACAUCACCUAAAAUGGCAUUAACAGUUCAAUCGUGUUCUCAAUUACCUACGGGGAAAUUACCUGAAUAUAUUAAAUCUUCAAAAAGCCGAUUAUAUAACAUUAUAUGGCUGUCAUCAUCUCCACCAACGAAUAUAUACAUUGCCAAAAAGCCUGGUGAUGCUAGUGUUCGAGAAGCAAUGAUUGAAUUUAUAAAUCAUUUACAUCAACAAUAUCCAUCAAUAAAUGUUAUUGUCAAUCAAGAAGUUGCUGAUGAAUUAAUGCAUGAAUUGAAAUCCACCACCACCACCACCAAACAAGACAGUAAAUCGAUUCAAGAAUUAAUGGAUCCAUUAACCGAUCACGUCAUUUAUACUGGUAAAAAUGAAGAUAUUGUUGAUAAAACCGAAUUAAUGAUUACAUUAGGAGGGGAUGGGACAAUUUUACAUGGUGUUAGUUUAUUUCUGAAUGUUGUUGUCCCACCAAUAUUAUCAUUUGCUAUGGGUACAUUAGGAUUUUUAUUACCAUUUGAUUUCAAAAAUUAUAAACAAACAUUUCGAGAAGUUUAUGAAGGUAGAAGUAAAGCAUUACAUAGAAAUCGAUUGGAAUGUCAUGUUAUAAGAAAACAAAUAGGCAAAUCAAAUGAUGAUGAUGCAGAACAAGAAGAAGAAAGAACAAAUAUUAAAAAAUUGAAAACUAAUGGGGAAACAAGCAUACCAAUGCCUACAAAUGGGAGUAGUGAUGAUUCUAAAAAAAUUAAAGAAAUGAUUCAUGCUAUGAAUGAUGUCACUAUCCAUCGUGGAAGUUCACCAAAUUUGACAUCAUUAGAUAUUUAUAUUGAUAAUGAAUUUUUCACUACUACUUUUGCUGAUGGUGUUAUAUUUGCUACACCAACUGGGUCAACUGCAUAUUCACUAUCAUCGGGUGGAUCGAUAACUCAUCCUUCUGUACCCUGUGUUUUAUUAACUCCAAUUUGUCCACGUUCCUUAUCAUUUAGACCAUUGAUCUUGCCUAGUCUGUCAGAUAUAAUGAUUAAAUUAUCUGAAAGUAAUAGAAACCAAAGAAUCGAAUUGACUAUAGAUGGUAUUACACAGCCUGAUCUUCAUCCUGGUGACGAAGUACAUAUCACUUCAGAAGUAGCUAUUACAUCAUCAGGUGCCAGUAGUGCUGGCAGUAGUACUCAUAGUGGAAGCAGCAGUACCAGUACCGGUACUAGUAGUAGCAGCAGUAGUGGUAGUGGAAGCAACAAUAGUGGCAGUUAUGGUGACAAGAAUGGAAUUUGGUGUGUUGCUACUAAUCAAAAUCAAUGGUCAAAAGAUUUGAAUAGCUUAUUGGGAUUCAAUAGUUCAUUUAGAGAUCAAAAGGGGAAGAAAUUACACCUCUAA
Messenger RNA from Candida albicans SC5314, 1569 nucleotides. It is a transcript of the gene POS5, whose product is annotated as NADH kinase. Gene Ontology annotation, molecular function: NAD+ kinase activity. Bases 1 to 1569 code for a protein of 522 amino acids. Gene Ontology annotation, biological process: NAD+ metabolic process; NADP+ biosynthetic process. The record is from RefSeq and is a predicted model, not a curated record. The transcript has a single exon. Lineage: Eukaryota; Fungi; Ascomycota; Pichiomycetes; Serinales; Debaryomycetaceae.